CCAGACGACAAGUGCCUCAAUUUCUGCCGCAGGCAUGGUGAGCCGGGGACUCGUCUCUGCCAGUUGGCUCUCAGGAGCUCUGAAGGCCAAGAAGGCCCCAGCUCUGAGGGUGCUGGACACCACCUACUACUCCCCGGGAACUAAAGAUGCCAGGAAGGAGUUUGCAGAGAGACACAUUCCAGGAGCCUCAUUCUUUGACUUGGAGCACUGCAAGGACCAGGUAUCAGCGUAUGAAAUGAUGCUUCCCAGCCCGUCCCAAUUUUCCCAGUAUGUUGGUCAUCUUGGCAUCAGCAAUGAGAGUCACGUGGUGGUCUAUGACACAGACAGUUUGGGUAUGCUGUAUGCGCCACGGCUCUGGUGGAUGUUUCGUGUCUUAGGGCACAAUAAUGUGUCCGUUUUGGAUGGUGGCCUAACCAAGUGGCUAGAGCGUGGACUUCCAGUGACAUCUGAGGAUACACAGGUGGCGCCUCAGACCUUCCACGCUACAGUCAAUCAUUCCCUGCUGAAGACCUUCAAAGACAUUCAGGAGAACCUCAUCAGCCAGCAGUUCCAGCUGGUGGAUGCUCGUGUAGAAGGGAGGUACAGUGGCCAGGAGCCCAAGUCUGGAGAAGGGAUAGAGCCGGGACACAUUCCUGGGUCAGUCAAUCUCCCCUUUUCCGGCUUCCUGGAGGACGGAUACGAAAGACCGUCACAUGAGAUCAGACUCUUGUUUGAACAGAAGGGAAUUGACCUGACAAAGCCGCUGACCGCCAUGUGCCGCAGAGGGGUCACCGCUUGCCACCUGGCGUUGGCGUCGUUCUUGCUGGGAAAAGAGGACACCUCCAUCUAUGACGGCUCCUGGUCUGAAUGGUUCCAUCGGGCUAAACCGGAACACAAGGUCUUCCAGAAGAGGAAUAGGGCCUAAGAGAGGACGGCCUUCCUGACACUGCGGACAAUAUGGCGGACAGCGCUGCAAGAGCUGGGGAGGAAACAUUAUUAUAUUAGUGCUCGUUAUGUCUAAGCUCAGAGGAGAUGCAGCUAAUAUGCAGAGUUUGUGUAGUUGGGAUCUCGUUAGGGACGAGGAAUGUCUAAUAAAUGGUAAUAGGACGCAAGAAGGCUUAGACGCCACUGUACGUCCUGGUGACGGAGAUGCAUGGGUGCAUAGACCCCCCCGUCCGGUUGCCUGGAAACCCCCCUCUCUAGCCCACACCAUGACCACAAUAGCAAUUGUACGUAAUACAAUUUUACUAGAACUACAUGUUUUACACAUAAAUAAUUAGCUACACCGGUGGAUCUUUUACAAUGUAUCAGCCAGUUAUUAAUACAUGUGUGUGUGCACCAACCAGGAGAUCUGUAGAACAUGCAAUGCUAUAAACCAUCUAUAGGGUUAAUUAUUAACACUGUUAUGUGUAAAUAUAUGUCCAGGGCACUUCGAAGGCUCUUCUGCCCCAACCUUGCGGCAAUGCUCUGCAUUGGUGCCCACAUCUGAUAUACAGCAUUCAGCUCAGGCAGGGUGUCCCUACUGCCAUAUUUACUGGUGUAUGUAUAAUGGAUGCAGUGUGUACAGGGGGGCCCACACCACACAUGCUGCACCCCUCCGGAGUCCAGAGCCGACGACAGCAGCGCUGCAGAAAUCGCCAGGAAAAUGUCUGCCCCGCCAUUUUCCCAGAGAUCUGCGCAUGCGCAUUAGGGUCUGAGCACUCUAGCGCUCAGACUCUACAGCGCUGCUCCACUGCCGGGUGCCGCCAGAGAGGAGGGGGCUGCACACGGACCUCCUGCUCUCUUAAAGCGCCACUGGCCACAUCUAAUGGCUGACUGUGCCCGCUGGCCCUGUAUAUGUGGGCAGUAUGACAUGCAGUAUGACAUGCAGGUACAUUGCACCUUGUAUGUUGCAUGUUAUAGCUGCUGCAUGCUAAUUCUGCCCUUUCCAAAAUGUGGAAAAAGUGAAGCGCUGUGAAUAUUUUCACUGUACAUGUUAUGCUAUGCUCAAUGCCCACAGUAGUACCCCUUAUACAUGUUAUGCUACACAGUAGUACCUCUUAUACACAAUGCCCACAGUAGUACCCCUUAUACACAAUGCCCACAGUAGUACCCCUUAUACAUGUUAUGCUGCACAGUAGUACCUCUUAUACACAAUGCCCACAGUAGUACCCCUUAUACACAAUGCCCACAGUAGUACCCCUUAUACAUGUUAUGCUGCACAGUAGUACCUCUUAUACACAAUGCCCACAGUAGUACCCCUUAUACACAAUGCCCACAGUAGUACCUCUUAUACACAAUGCCCACAGUAGUACCCCUUAUACACAAUGCCCACAGUAGUACCUCUUAUACACAAUGCCCACAGUAGUACCCCUUAUACACAAUGCCCACAGUAGUACCCCUUAUACACAAUGUCCACAGUAGUACCCCUUAUACAUGUUAUGAACACAGUAGUACCUCUUAUACACAAUGCUCACAGUUGUACCCCUUAUACACAAUGCCCUCAGUAGAACCCCUUAUACACAGUAGCGCACAGUAGUACCUCUUAAACACAAUGCCCACAGUAGUACCUCUUAUACACAAUGCCCACAGUAGUACCCCUUAUACACGUUAUGCUACACAGUAGUACCUCUUAUACACAAUGCUCACAGUUGUACCCCUCAUACACAAUGCCCUCAGAAGAACCCAUUAUACACAGUAGCGCACAGUAGUACCUCUUAUACACAACAGCCCACAGUAGUACAUCUUAUACAUUAUGCCUUAAAGGCAGUAAAGGCCCCUGGGAAAAGCAAUGUACAGGGGUCUCUACCCUAUCGGCAGCAACUGUGAUGUUCGGGAGAGGAAGGGGGUAAGGGUCAAAUGCAGGAUUGCAGGGAGGGAGUUUCCAGAUAUGCAAGAUUAAAAUAUGGAAUUGUUUUCUUUCUUUCUUUUCUUUUUUUAAAGACUAUCACCUUAUCCUGCGCUUUUAACUAAAAAAUGGCUGCACCCCUCCAUGUAUCCUCUGUUAGAAGGACGCCCCGGCGUUUCUACAUGUACUGUAUAUGUAACAUGAUACUGGAAUUAAACGUAUGACGUGUCGGAUUAUAAUCAAUGCUCCUUCUGAGGCUUUUUUUACAAUUCACUAUUUUCUAUAAUAAUAUUAUUACUGUGUAUAUGAAAUAACCGUAUUGUUGAUAACACCAAUGACUUUGUCAAUUACACAAUUAUAAUCUACCAAUAAGUAUCUUAAAAAUGUA
Pseudophryne corroboree (corroboree frog) is the source of this 3194-nucleotide messenger RNA. Its product is annotated as thiosulfate sulfurtransferase-like. The record is from RefSeq and is a predicted model, not a curated record. The transcript has 2 exons. Lineage: Eukaryota; Metazoa; Chordata; Amphibia; Anura; Myobatrachidae. The coding region runs from base 35 to 904 and encodes 289 amino acids. Gene Ontology annotation, cellular component: mitochondrion. Gene Ontology annotation, molecular function: thiosulfate-cyanide sulfurtransferase activity.